Messenger RNA from Aspergillus steynii IBT 23096, 2669 nucleotides. RefSeq lists its product as uncharacterized. Lineage: Eukaryota; Fungi; Ascomycota; Eurotiomycetes; Eurotiales; Aspergillaceae. The coding region runs from base 424 to 2532 and encodes 702 amino acids. The record is from RefSeq and is a predicted model, not a curated record. The transcript has 4 exons.
CGACGAUCCUGCCUUCUUCGCGGCUGGGCCCGACCAGCUGAUCGAUGUCUACCUUCUACAUAUGGGCUGUUGCGUCUUAUUCUUUCUCUCUUGAUUUAUAAUCCGAGUCACAGAGAUAUUCUACUGUUUGGUAGUUACUGAAUUAUGCAAGCGCUUGGGGGAAUACUGGAGAGACUCUCAUACGGUUGGCGUUGUUGUGGCUCACUUACAAUAAUACCUAUUGAGGGUCCAUGUCAAGCUCUGCCUCAAGCCACUGACUAGUUUCCACCAGUCAUCUGAUGCAUUGCCUUCUUAUGAGGGAAUUUACAGUCCAUACACAGCACGGAUCUCUUUUUCUCACCCUCCCGUCAACCCCUCUUUCUCGGCCCCUUCCCCCUUCAGGUGCUUAGUCUUGUCUGGUUGUUCCAUCGCAAGACCUCGAAAAUGUAUACGGGGGCUUUUCCACGACCGAGGCCAGCCCGACGGGCUGCGACGAUCGACUUUAUGGAGAACCGUCUGCCUGAAUUGCAUCCAGCCUUCAAGCAUACGCACCUUCAAUAUGAUGCGAUAUCCCAGGAUUUCGUACCGGCCUGGAUGUUGGGCCCAGACGCAGGGCAGAUUCCGCCGCGCCCGGAGUCAGCUCCAGUUAAUGCCAUGAAGUUCUGGGCUCAAAUAUUUCCUGAGUCCAUGACAGGCUUAAAGGAUCAGCAUCCGGAGCCGCAAGGGCUGGCCAAGGCUGGCUUUAGCAUCCGGAAUGAGAAGAGCUGGCAAGGCGUGUGCAACAGGUUGGAGAAGGCGAAGGUUAAAUAUGAGAUUCCCCAACGAAAGAGUGUGAAGGCAAUCUUCCGCAAAUCCUACCGAAAGAUAGCGGGAAAGACCGACCAGCUGAAGACCAUCACCAAAAUUGGUGCCCAAUUGGAAUAUAUCUCGCCCUUUCUGGUGGCUGUGGAUAUCCUGCUUGAUGCCGCAGCGACGGCGGCCCAGUUCCGCGAGCAGGUGGCAACAGCCCUGGACCCCCAAACGCUGGAGGAGGACUUUGAAAGGAUAGAAUUCUUUCUCGCCACCUACACCCGGGAUCGGAAGAUCCAAAAAGCAUCCGUGGAUUUGGUUGUGGCAAUCUUGAAAGCCAUCGAAGAUGCGAUGGUGUUUUUCCAGAGUAGCCAAUGGAAACGCAUAUGGGGCUCCGUAACGCAAGGGAAAGAUUACCAGAGCGCCCUGACAGAGAGUAUGAGCGAAAUCAAGCGACACAGCUCCCGCCUCGUGACCUUCGCCGACGAGGCAAAUAAGCACAGCAAUCGGACCGGCUUAAACAUGCUCAUCCAGGGCGCGGCACACCUUACGGCGAUAGGUCGCGUCAAUAUGCAGAAAUUAGACGACGCAGCUCACCUAGCAGAUGUUCGGGAUGCCCGCAUGUUUAACAUGGUGAAGGACCUCUUCCAAAUGGCAGAGGAGGAAAAGAAACGGAAACGAGAAUUGGAAGAUCAGGAGGAAAAGGAUCGUGAAGAGCAAAGAUUAAUAUUGGAGAGGCUGUGUGACAAAGUUGACAGACUUGAAUCCCCCAAGUCUGACCGUCCAUCCCCAAGUAUACAGCCUCAGCCUCCAAUCAUGCCCAUGCCAAUCGGAUUUAUGCCACCCUUGAUGAUGCUAGCUCCCCCGCCAGCAUGGACACUAUUUCCUUCCUGGAUUCCACCCCCGCCGCCAAUGCCUGUCACCCAGGACAUACUCUGGGCCAAACUGGGCCCUCACCACAACGAAAAUGUCGAUAUCAACCAUGUUCUGUUCCAUCGCCUGCAGAUCCCGCCCUCGUCACGUGGCCGGGCUGAAGCCGCUGUGUCUAGUCCAGAAUUCCGCCGUUGGAUAGCUGUCCCAUAUCCCAGGGAGCUUCUCAUUCAAGGCGACCCGGAUGCGGAUGGCUACGAACUGUCUGGGGUGUCCCUAAUUUCAGCCUUAGUCUGCUCGGCCCUUAAGGGCCGGGAGGACCACGUGCGGCUCGUGUGGUUUUGCUCUUUGCACGACGACGGCAGCGAUGACACCUCGUCUUGCAGCUCAAUGGAUAGCGGAAUUGAUUCAAACUCACAAAGUCGCCUCUACGGGGGAGUCGCCAUGCUGACCUCAUUCAUUGCCCAAUUGCUGCAACAGCAUGCGUUUGACUUUACGUUGUGGCCACAGGGUGCGGCGGCCAAGCAUUUCCAACUGCAAAGCAUAGCCAAGGGACAGAUGAAAACUUUGGCCACCGUAUUCGAGUGGCUCGUUCGGCAGAUUCCUGCGGAAACCACACUCUCUAUAGUCAUUGAUCAGAUUGGACGCUACGAGACUGACGAUUUUAUGGAUGACAUGCUCGCCGUGUUGAAGCUGGUGUUAGGACUGAGACGCUCAGAGGAUGUGAAUUGCAUCGUCAAGGUUCUAGUCACUAGCUCGGAGCAAACGAAUGAAGUCUGCGACAUGUUUCAGGAUGAUGGCGAUUCUUUCUUGGAUUUUGAUGCGCUGGAAGAGAUGGAGGAGAUUGAGGAAUCAGACCUUAAUCCGGGAGGGUCGGGGGACGAGGAGGAUUAAGCUAAUGCCUUAUCAGGUCAUAGAUCCAUAAACAAUGGCAGGGAGCGAAGAGUGGCAAGGGGUGAGCACUAACGCCGAAAGACCAAGUACUCGGCCCAGGUAGAAAGUCUGACACGUGUACAAGGUCCCAAUGAGAG